AUGGCUCUUCGCUUAGCUGGUCGUCGGCUGCCGUCGCUAAGAUAUCUGUCGGCUUUGGCCACUAAUCGCAGUGAUUAUGCGUUUGGCAGCCUCUUAUGCAGCAACAGUAUAAGUAGCAACGCUGGCGGUGCCGAUAACACCUCCAGCGUCAACACCAAGGAAGAGCUAGGCAAGAGCAGCUCCGGAAGUCAUACCCAGGAGGCGCCUGUUUCAGCAGUGCCCAGCGCCCCAACUGGAGCAGGGACCUCGCCAGCAUCUACAUCUCAGCCGACCCCCGUCGAAGAGGACGAAGAGUGGACGGAAGUGGUGCACUCCUCAGGACAGCUAUAUUACUGGAAUCAACGCACAGGUGAGACCACCCGGUUGGGAGAGCCCAAGCCCAACUCGGACCGUGGCAGUGGAGGCGCCGGAGGCGGCGGUGGGCGCCAGCGGGCCAGCGGCGGGUCGGGGGCCCGGACCGAGGAUGGGUACGUCGAUCCCCGGUCUGAGGCGCACUUGGAGGACCGGACGGGCACGUAUGCGGCCAUGGGGGUUAUCAUUGGUGCCUUCCUGGGUUGGGUGUCGCAAUUCGUGUAG
Volvox carteri f. nagariensis is the source of this 576-nucleotide messenger RNA. RefSeq lists its product as uncharacterized. The transcript is spliced from 2 exons. The coding region runs from base 1 to 576 and encodes 191 amino acids. Gene Ontology annotation, molecular function: protein binding. NCBI's taxonomy places the organism in Eukaryota, Viridiplantae, Chlorophyta, Chlorophyceae, Chlamydomonadales, Volvocaceae. The record is from RefSeq and is a predicted model, not a curated record.